Cavenderia fasciculata is the source of this 1086-nucleotide messenger RNA. RefSeq names its product Calcium-chelate transporter like protein. The record is from RefSeq and is a predicted model, not a curated record. The coding region runs from base 1 to 1086 and encodes 361 amino acids. The transcript has 4 exons. NCBI's taxonomy places the organism in Eukaryota, Evosea, Eumycetozoa, Acytosteliales, Cavenderiaceae.
AUGCCUAGUACAACCAUCAUCCACCACUGGUGGAAAAUCAAGAAAAGACACCAGCAAAUUACUAUGUUGAUACGUGAUAGAUUAAGGAUUGCGGAUUUCGUCCAUCUUUGUCAAUCUCAGCCACCAUUGUACAUAUUCAACAAUAGUCCAAGUGGAAAAUCAAGAAUGCAUCAUGUUUUAUUAAUAUCGAUGGUUCAAUGCAUUGGAAUGAUGGAUCAAUUAAAUAGAAUCACAAUAGUCCAACUGUGGAUAUCACUAAAAUUUCUAUCUAUUUCCACCAUCCACUAUCCAUCUUCUAUCCAUCCAUCCACUAACCUCUAUCCAUCCGUCCUCAUCCAUCCAUCCUCAUCCAACCAUCCUCUAUCCUCUAUCCAUCCAUCCUCUAUCCUCUAUCCAACCAUCCUCAUCCAACCAUCCUCAUCCAUCAGCCCUCUUCAUCCAUCCGUCCUCAUCAUCUAUCCAUCCGUCCGUCCUCAUCAUCUAUCCAUCCUCUAUCCUCUAUCCAUCCAUCCUCUAUCCACCAUCUUCUAUCCAACCAUCCUCAUCCAACCAACCAUCCUCCAUCCAUCCUCUAACCAUCCGUCUUCAUCCAACCAACCAUCCUCCAUCCAUCCUCUAUCCACCAUCUUCUAUCCAACCAUCCUCAUCCAACCAACCAUCCUCCAUCCAUCCUCUAUCCAUCCGUCCUCAUCCAACCAACCAUCCUCUAUCCAUCCAUCCUCUAUCCAUCCAUCAGCCCUCAUCCACCAUCCUUCUUCAUCCAUCCGUCCGUCCUCAUCCAUCCAUCCUCUAUCCACCAUCCACCAUCCACCAUCCCUAUCCAUCCACCAUCCGACCAUCCUCUAUCCAUCCAACCACCAUCCUCUAUCCAUCCACCAUCCGACCAUCCUCUAUCCAUCCAUCCACCAUCCAUCAUCCAUCCACCAUCCACCAUCCACCAUCCAUCCUCUAUCCUCCAUCCAUCCACCAUCUACCAUCCAUCCUCUAUCCAUCUACCAUCCAUUCUUCCACUAUCCGCCAUCCACUAUCCAUCAUAGGUGCGGUACACCUUGCUUAUCUUUUUUAGAGUCAACAAUAAUUAAUUAA